Messenger RNA from Penicillium canescens, 438 nucleotides. RefSeq lists its product as uncharacterized. The coding region runs from base 1 to 438 and encodes 145 amino acids. The transcript has a single exon. Lineage: Eukaryota; Fungi; Ascomycota; Eurotiomycetes; Eurotiales; Aspergillaceae. The record is from RefSeq and is a predicted model, not a curated record.
AUGCAGCUCACUCAGCUUUUCAUCGCUACCGGCCUCUUCGCCUCUUCUAUCAUGGCCGCCCCUACUGCCAGCGUUUCCAUGAUGGCCGCCGGUCCCCAGUGGACCAUUCAGAACAUGAAGCGCGCCUGCAACGCCGAGAACACUUCCUGCACAUGGAACUUUGGCAUCUACCCCGGUACCGGCGCCGCUACCCCCUGCAACUACGUUGUGAAGGGCAACACUGCCUCUCACGCCAACGGUGGCCCUGUCACUUGCGGUGGAUACACCGUCACCUCCGGCUGGAGCGGCCAGUUCGGUGAGGGCAAUGGCUUCACCACCUUUUCCGUUGUCGACAACAAGGCCCGCCAGAUCAUCUGGCCUGCCUACACCGACAAGCAGGUUGAGGGCGGCAAUGUUGUCAAGCCUGACCAGAGCUACGCUCCCGCUGCUCUUCCCUAA